UCAUCUUCCUUCUUCUUCACCUGUUGAUUGAGGUCAUUGAAGCUGGUGGAUCCAAACUUCUGCGAUCGAGCUUGUGUCGGCUUUAGUGCGUCUUGAACAAUUAAGUUCUGAUACAAGGGCCUGUUUUUCAUGGCGCGGAACUGGAACAGGGGUCUUACUUUAUGUUGAAAUGUUCUGCGGAAGUUCUAAUGCUGGGAAUGAAUCUCACUAUUUAAUCCUGAUUAUAAGUUUUUCGAAAUGCAAUUAGCAUCAAAUGGUAACAAGGAAGAAUGUUCAGAGAGUGAACCCAUCUUGAAUCAACAUCACGAUUUGGAAGAAUCUGGAGAACCUCCAUGUUCAUGUGAAAUUACAGAUGCUGUAGGGCAUUUGGCUGCUGAUGAUUUACAGAAUAUUCAAGUUGAUGAAACAUGUCAUCUGGUAAAUGGAGAUCAGCCGCAAUGCCGGAUAUGCCUUGAUAGUGGAGGAGAAGAUAUAAUUGCUCCAUGCCAUUGCAAAGGUACUCAAAAAUAUGUCCACAGGUCAUGCCUUGAUAACUGGAGGUCUACCAAGGAAGGCUUUGCUUUUUCACACUGUACAGAAUGCAGAGCUGUCUUCGUAUUGCGUGCUAAUGUCCCAAAUGAUCGGUGGUGGUUAAGAUUAAAGUUUCAGUUCCUUGUUGCGAGGGAUCAUGCGUUUAUUUUUAUAACUGUUCAGCUGGUUGUUGCAUUCCUGGGAGUGCUUGUGUACAAAUUUUAUGGAGAUGAAUUGAGAGAAAUGUUUGGUUAUGAAGAGCAUCCAUAUGGAUUCUAUACCAUGGCUGUUCUAGCCAUCAUUUUGGUGGGUUUGCUUUAUGGCUUCUUCAUAGCCAUUAUAUGCGGCCAAAGAAUCAAUGAACGUCAUUACCAUGUUCUUGCCAAACAGGAAUUGACAAAGGAAUACGUGGUAGAAGAUCGAGAGCAUAUAAAGAAUGUACCUGAACUUGAUCCAAGUCAUGUGACAGAAUUGAGAAUGCUGGGUCUAUACUAAUUGAGUCACCCUGAAUUUGUUACAUUUGCUUCUUGUCUUCAUGGUUCUUCACACAUUCGUGCAUCAUUUGGUUCGUUGAGAAUGAAGUCAUGUUAAUGUGGCUGUUUGGAUGUAAGUUAUUCAUUGCUGAAAUUGGAACAGAUCUUCCUUGUGUUAACCAUCAGCAAAUUAACUCAAGGCAAAUGGUUUAUGGGUUACCACAAUCGUCAAAUGUACCCUGAUUCUUUCUUUUAAAUGCUUAGAUUUCAUAGAAACAAAAAGUAUUGUUCAAAAUUAGAGCCGAGAAUAUGAGUUGAACCCGCGGGUCGGAUCCGUUAACCCGCCAAAAAUGGUAGGUUAGAGGCCAACCCGUCACCACCUGAAAAAUAUGAGCCCGCUGCAGGUUGAGCCCGCCGCAUUUUUUUUUUAUAUAUAUUAAAAUAUUCGGAGUAGGUGGAUUGGAAUUCUGGAAAGACAAGAAAGCUGAAAUCCUACUAGCUACUACUGUCAAAAUCAAUGUUGAGCCAGCUUCAAAUGUCAUCACCAUUAGAGAUAAUUAGAUCAAGAUGGUUAUUCAUUGUUGCAUGUUGAUUUUAUUGGAAAAAUUUAUGUUUGAACUUGUGUUUUUAUCAUGUUUGGAGUUUGGACUUUGGACAAUCGUAUAUUUUGUGUUUUAAUGUAUUGUAAUUUUAUUUGAAUGCUUGAAAUAAUUUAAA
Messenger RNA from Neltuma alba, 1700 nucleotides. Its product is annotated as E3 ubiquitin-protein ligase MARCH2. Bases 238 to 1005 code for a protein of 255 amino acids. The record is from RefSeq and is a predicted model, not a curated record. Gene Ontology annotation, molecular function: zinc ion binding. The transcript has 8 exons. NCBI's taxonomy places the organism in Eukaryota, Viridiplantae, Streptophyta, Magnoliopsida, Fabales, Fabaceae.